Messenger RNA from Cladocopium goreaui, 1641 nucleotides. NCBI's taxonomy places the organism in Eukaryota, Dinophyceae, Suessiales, Symbiodiniaceae. The record is from the annotation of a GenBank genome assembly.
AUGGUGUUGAUUGAAGAGCAAGAGGAAUCAGAGAUGCAAGCUCCAGGGGAAGCCUUCCAUGAAGCCAACGAGGACGAGGGAUUGGAAGACCUGGAGCCAUUUCAAGGAUCCCCAGUGGAAAUGGAUGACCUGGAGUUCAGUUCAGAGUCUCCAACAUCUCCGGGUGCUCGCUUCCAGUUGGACGAGGCUCCGGAAGCUGAUGCGCCAGAGGUCACACACGGUGAAGAACUUCGUCAGGCUCUAUGGCACCUGGCCCAUGCGCAGAGAUCUCUGUCCUGCGUCUCUUCGGACAUCAGCAUCGAGAAUCUUGAGCGCUUGUAUGCCGUACGCCGGGCUCUGCAGGACGACUUGGAGAUCUCCACCUCGUGGACAGUCGAUGAUCGUUUGCAGGCAUUGCUGAAGUUGCACAGUCAGGCCUUAGAAGAUCGUCGACGAGCAGAAGAGAAGUGCGAAACCUUACAGCCUGAAGUUUUGAUGUUGAAGCGAAGCAUCAAUGAGAUCCUCCGUCGCAUGCCCUCGAAGGCCCCAAGUCUUCAUCCUCAAGGGGACCAGGAUGCAGAAGCUCAAUCCAGGUCUUCCCGUUUGCAGGCGGUGGAGCAGGCUAUGAAGCAGCGUGCUGUACAUGCGGAGAAGGCCAAAGAAAGACUUCUUACGGAGGACCAGCUACUUUCUGCCAAUCUAAACGUUGCCAAACAUGUGCUUAGGGAGGCAGUUCAGGAGGGUCAGCGCUUGGAAGACAUGCGCGAUGAAGCUGCCACGGAGGUCUUCCGGGCCUGCCGCGCGCUCGCUCAACUCUCUCACCUGGAGUUGCUGGGGAAACAGCAACCCAAGAGGUACCAAAAGGCCAAGGAACUUGAAAGUUUUCUGGCCAAGAGUGCUGCAGCCCCCUGGCGCCUCACUGCACUUCAUCAGCCCCCCCAGACGGGGUCCGCAGGGACAACCUCGGCCACUGUGGCCCUUCUGGAUCCUGAAGCCUACCGUUUGAAUCGCGAGAGCGCGACAGCGCAGGCAGACAAAGAUCUCGAAGCUGCUAUGGAGUUGCACUCUGUGACGCGAGACGAGCUCAAACGGGAAUACCAGGAGGAGGUUCACCGGCAGAAGGAGGCAGAGCACACCUUCGCAGCGGAGCUGCAGAGCCUGAAAGAGCGCCUGCAGCAACGGCGAAACGGGGUUGACUCGGCGAUGGCCUCACAUUUGGCUGAGAAGGAACGUCGCCUACAAGAGGCGCAGCGUCAACUCACCCUGGAACUUCGACAGAUUGAGACCGAGGAACGAAGCAAUCAGGAAGCGUUGAGACAAGAAGUAAUUCGAGCUAAAAAGCGAUUAGAGCAAGCCUCCGCCACCGCGAAACAACAGUUGGACCUUCACCUGGCAAGAGUGAAAGCUGAUUGCCGAGAGUUGCUUCGUGGCACAGCUAUCCAAUGGGAAAAGGCUGUCUUGCAGGAGCGGAAGGCUCUCAAGGAGGCACAAGCGCGGCGCGAAAAAUGGCAGAAGCGGGUGGAUGCUUCUCGCAAUGCCUUCCGGGGACACUGCGCGAAGACCGGUGUGUACGCUCGGAGCAUGGAUGCCAGUCGCCGAGCCAUUUUGGACUGCCUGGUGCCACGAGCGAAGGUGGGUGACCUGUCUGAUCCAAACGGCUAG